Messenger RNA from Gasterosteus aculeatus aculeatus (three-spined stickleback), 2478 nucleotides. RefSeq lists its product as uncharacterized. The record is from RefSeq and is a predicted model, not a curated record. Gene Ontology annotation, biological process: regulation of gene expression. Lineage: Eukaryota; Metazoa; Chordata; Actinopteri; Perciformes; Gasterosteidae. Gene Ontology annotation, cellular component: nucleus.
UCAGUCGGAACCUUAAAGGGUGACAUCCAGCCGUUGCUCGGUGCCGUGGAAGUGCAUGUUAUUAUUUCAUCUGUUAUCAAGCAACAAUGUCUUCAGUUGAGGGUUUGAGAGAGUUUGUCAACGAGCGACUAUCUGCUGCUGCUGAAGAAAUAUUCGGAGUUUUUAAAAGAAGCAUCGUCGAGUACCAGGAAGAGAUCGACCGGCAGCGCGGACUGUUGGAUGUUUUAUUGAAACCCGAAGUGAGGUUACACCGGAUAGAGCUCCCGCAGUCACGUGUCUGUAAGGAGGAGGAGGUUCUCUGUGACCAGCAGCUCUGUCUCCAGGAGAGGAACCCCAGUCUGGACCAAGAGGACCCAGAUCCUCCACAGAUUAAAGAGGAACAGGAGGAACUGUGCAGCAGUCAGGAGGGAGAGCAGCUUGAACCGAAGCAGGAGGCCGACACCUUUACGUUGACUCCCACUUGUGAGGAAACUGAUCACUGUGAUGAUGAGACUCCGUUUUUGAAUCCUGACAGAAGUCAGAGUGAAUCAGAGACAGAGCCUCCAGCUAUCACGUGUACCAGCGGGUUAGAUGAGGAAAUAGACUGUGAACGUUUUGUGGUACCAGAACCAAACGACAACAACAAGGAGCCACAACAGCAGAUUCUGGCUCCUCCAGGUGACAAGACAUUUUUGUGCGAAACAUGUGGAAAAUAUUUCCAACAUAAAAAAAGCUUGUUGGCCCACGUGAAAAGAUUCCACAGUGUUGAUCAACCAUAUGUAUGCAACACCUGUGGGAAAAGAUUCAUGGAUAAAUCACCAUUUGAGCUUCAUAAAAGAGUCCACAGUGAUGAGAAACCAUUUUCUUGUCAAAUAUGUGGAAAAUAUUUCAAAUUUAGUAAUGGCUUAAAAUUCCACAUGGAAACUCACACUGGGGAAAGGCCGUUUUCUUGCAACACCUGUGGGAAAACAUUCACUCUGAAAUCACAUUUGACGUUUCAUACAAGAAUUCACACUGGGGAAAGGCCAUAUUCUUGCAUUACUUGUGGGAAAACGUUCACUCAGACAUCACAUUUGAAGUCUCAUAUAAGAAUUCAUAGUGGGGAGAAGCCAUAUUCUUGCACCACCUGUGGGAAAACAUUCCCUCUGAAAUCACGAUUGAAGUAUCAUACAAGAAAUCAUACUGGGGAAAAGCCAUAUUCUUGCAUCACCUGUGGGAAAACCUUCUCACGAACAUCAAAUUUAAAGUCUCAUAUAAGAAUCCAUACUGGCGAGAAGCCAUAUUCCUGUAAAAUAUGCAAAUUCGGUUUCAGAAGUUCUAGUAACUUAAAUGUGCACAUGAGAAGAAUCCACAAGGAUGAACCGUUAUAGAUGCAACUCCUGUGAGUUUAAUUCUGAGCAAUAUCCAAGAUUAGAAAGGCGUUGAAGCGUUCUAUUAGGGCGGUCAAAAGUCAUGCUUAGUAACUCCUCUUCUGACAGGCGUAACCAUCUAGCCGAAUCCUGACUGGAAGAACAUUCACUCAUCAAUUAAACUUAAAAUCACCGAUCAAAUUUUUUUUUCAUUCCUGCUUUUUUCAACUAAGAUCUCAAAAAGUAAACCCAUGCUAUGAUACUCAGACCUGGAAAAAGUCAUUCAUACAUAGGUUCUCUCCCAACUAGACUACUGCAACUCCCUCCUAUUCGGCAUGAACCAAAAAUCCAUUUCCCUUCUCCAACUAAUCCAGAAUGCAGCAGCCAGGCUUCUGACUGGUUGUAUCAGACGGCAUUGCAUUACUCCAGUCCUGGUCUCUCUCCACUGGCUUCUUGUUAGUUUUAAAAUUGACUUUAAGAUUUAAUUGAUCACCGUUAAAGCACGUCUGGGUCUGGGCCCGAGCUACAUUGUUGAAAUGUUAGCCCCACAUGAGCCAGCUCGCAGCCGCCUUAGAUCCUCCAGCUUGGCCGAUCCAAAAGCGAGGCUUAAAUCAAGCAGUGACCGUGCUUUUGCCAUUAGAGAUCCUCAACUUUGGAGCAGCACACCUAAGAGGAUAAGGCUUGCAGAAUCAGGGUCUUCUUUUAAAUCACUCCCUACAACCCAUUUCUAUAGAGCUGCCUUUAAGUGAUGUUGGCCUUUUACGUCCUUUUAUGAAGUUUUAUGGUUCUGUUAAUUUAGUUUGUCUGACGUCUAUAUAUGUGUGUGUGUGUGUGUGUGUGUGUAUAUAUCUAUAUGCAUAUAUACACAUAUGUAUUUUUUUGGUCUUCUGUGCUUGUUGCUGUUGUGUUCAUUUUCGAUAUGGCAUGAUCCCUUUUGACUUCUGUAUUUUCUGAAAUGUUUACCUGUAUUGACGUUAUGUAUAACAAUGUCUACUUCUCUGUAAAGUACUCUGUAAACAAUGCUUUUUAAAAGGUACUAUAUAAAUAAAGUUAUUAUUAAAUGAAUUACCCUAACCCAAACCCUUAAAAAAAACUAUUGUCAAUCUCAAAAAAUCUCUGGCAAAUAAAGUUGAUUGAUUCCCUAAACUGA